GUUUCUUUGUCAGUUUGUUUUUGUCUUUAUGUCAAGUGUUCUGGCAUUUGUUUCCUGUGUUUUUUUUCCUCUCUUCAACCGUGCUUUGGAUUCUGUUUAUUGCUUACUAAAUUGGACUUGUUUACCUUUGCUGGACUGCUUCCCUGUUCGUUUGUUUGUUUUUGUUCAUUAAAUCAUAGAACUGUACCAGCCUGCCACCAUUGUCUGCUUUUGGUGGCCACCCUGCUUGACAAACUACAACAGUUAAGGUCUUAGGGCACACAGAAGUUUAUAGAAAUGAGUGAAAUGAAGCAGAGCGUUUCAGCUCCAACUGAAGACGGCAGAAAGGAAAAAGGCCAGCCUGCGACUUUAAUUGACAGCUUAAAAAAAAUACCGAAAUGUCCCAAACACAAGGAUGCUGUCACUAUCGUCGUCUCCUCUCGCACCCUCUUCAACAUGGUGGCAGAGAGGAAGAUCUAUGCGGAAGAAGGAGUAGAGAAGUACGUGACUUAUCAGCUGGAGCAUGAAAGCGAACCUCUGAAGCCAGGAGCUGCUUUCCCCUUCGUCAAGGCGCUGAUGAAUGUCAACUCUCAACUGUGGAAGCUCUACCCAGACAGCGAGGAGCUGUUUGACAUCGUCUUAAUGACUAACAGCCAUGCCCAAGUUGGAGUGCGCCUCAUAAACAGCAUUAAUCACUACGAUUUGACCAUAGAUAGAUUCUGUAUGACAGGAGGGAAAAGUCCUACAGGCUACCUAGAGGCCUACAAGACAAAACUUUACCUCUCCAAGGACUCAGAGAAAGUCACAGAGGCCAUAGAGGAAGGCAUCGCUGCAGCCACAAUGUUUAUGCCGCAAACGGAGACUCAGCUGAGCGACACUCAGCUGAGAGUGGCGUUUGAUGGCGACGCCGUCCUCUUCUCAGACGAGUCGGAGAUCAUUAUGAAGGAAAAAGGCCUGGACGCUUUCAAUGCCAAUGAGAAGGAGUUUGAAAACGAACCUCUCCGUAAGGGUCCCUUAAAGUGUUUCCUGGAGGCUCUGGGGAAGCUCCAGAGAAAAUUCUACGCCAAGAACGAGCGUAUGAACUGUCCCAUCCGAACCUUCCUGGUCACGUCCCGAGGUGCUGCCACCUCCGGGGCCCGCGUCCUGAAGACUCUCCGCAGCUGGGGCCUGGAGAUCGACGAGGCUCUCUUCCUGGCCGGGGCUCCUAAAGGGCCCCUGCUGCAGAAAAUAAAACCACACAUCUUCUUUGACGACCAGAUGUUCCACAUUGACGGGGCCAAAGAAAUGGGAACCAUAUCUGCACACGUCCCCUAUGGGAUCGGACAGAAGUACCACAAGGGGGAACUCAAGCAGCCCGCAAAAAAGUAAAAAAACAAAAAAUGCACUACGUUGUCACCUGCAUAUAAAGAGAUUUGCUCCAAAGUAAAAUGUUGUAUUCAGGAAAAAAUAUUUAUUAAAAAAAUACUCUCCUUUAAAAAUUUCGUAUUUAGGUAAUUAAUUGGUAAUGCAGUCUACAAAGUUUACUUUUUUGGGUUUUAUAGAAUAUUUUCUACUGUUUUCUUUAGUAUAGGGAAUUAUUGAUGAGGGAGGGAAUUUUCUCAAAGCAAGAGUUACAAUAGGUGCCAUACACUAUUUCACUUAAUACUGUUUUGGAAUAGAAACACCAGACUCAUAACCUAUAGGUGCCUUUUUAACCAAACUAUCUGUGUACCUGUUUACCUUUUGAGAGGUUUUUUCCUCAUUUAUAUUGGAGUUUAUUUUCUUUACACUUUUAUACAAUAAACACGUUUAUUUUAUUUAUCUUGUUUUGUUGCUAUUGGUCCUUGGCAUAUUCAGUAUGACCCUGGUGGGAGAAUGUAUCUGCUGUAGUAGUUGUUUUUUCUGCAUAGACUUAAAAAUUGCCAAUUCCAACCAACAAUUUCCAACAUUUUUGGUGUCUGGCAUUAAUUUUGCAUAUUUAAUGGGACGUAUUAAAACAUAUUAAUACCUGCUAUCAGUUUUAAAGGGACAUUUAUCAGGGUAGAAUGUCUAUGGCUUACAGGGAACACUGAUGUUGUCUUUCUUUGUUACUGGCUUUAAACUUAACGCUUUAUAUUUAUCCUCACACUUUUAGACUCAUGUUCUGUGAGUUGUUUACACUUUUACAUUGUAUCUGUAUAUGAGACAGCCCACUGUAACUACACUUUUCUAUCAUGUGAUCGUGUUUUUAUAUAGGACUAACUACAUAUACUGUCUAUGUUUGCAGAUUGCAUUUGAUGUAUUUCAUAUUGCAAAAAUAUGUAAAUUUAUGCAACAUCAUCAAGGACAAAUAAACUCACUUGUUUGUAAUUGUUCAUAUCAUGUCUGGUAACAUUUCAUUUGUGCCAGAUCAAGAGAUGUUUUGCAUUGAUUGUACUCAUGUUGUGGUAACACAAUAAAAUUAUUUUUGCACCA
Molecule: messenger RNA, 2412 nt
Organism: Siniperca chuatsi (mandarin fish)
Lineage: Eukaryota; Metazoa; Chordata; Actinopteri; Centrarchiformes; Sinipercidae
Product: cytosolic 5'-nucleotidase 1A-like
Exons: 7
Coding region: 277-1347 (356 amino acids)
Biological process (GO): nucleotide metabolic process; adenosine metabolic process
Cellular component (GO): cytoplasm; cytosol
Molecular function (GO): 5'-nucleotidase activity; magnesium ion binding; nucleotide binding
Source: RefSeq, a predicted model, not a curated record